GCACAGGCAAAAUAUCCUCUACUGAUUGACCGAUCAACCAUGGAGAGAGACAGGAACAAGAUGGCCGACAGGAUAAUAAACCUCACCCUACAGAUACUCUUCCAGCUUACUGGAGAGGAUUACACAGUAGUGAAGAAGUCCUCUAGUGGGCGCUGUCGGGCCCCUGUGUGUCAAGGAUGGGGAAGAACCCUGAGCCCAAUCCCGGGGCCCCCACCUCACUCCCUGAUACAUGAGGAAAUGGAGGAACAGAAGAUCCUAGAACUGAUCAACAAGAUGAUGGAGCUGCUGACUGGAGAGGUUCCUAUAAGGUGUCAGGACGUGGCGGUGUAUUUCUCCAUGGAGGAGUGGGAGUAUGUAGAAGGACACAAGGAUCAGUACAAGGAUCAGGUCAUGAUGGAGGAUCAGCAGCCCCUCACGUCACCAGAUUCUUGUACCAGGAGAUCAGAGGAGAAUCUUAUAUCUUCAUAUUAUAAAGCAGAUGAUGAUAUCACACAAGAUACAUAUGAAGAACAUUCCAUUAUCCCAGAUACACCCUCAGCCCUUCACAGCCAAGAUCUCUCAUCUCAUCCUGUUAUACCCGUCCUGUCUUCUGAUCCAUCACAGACUGUUAAACAGAUUAAAAGCAACAGAUGGAAAGAGAAACCUAAAAGAGCUCACACAGGGGAGAAUCCAUUUUCAUGCCCAGAAUGUGGAAAAUGUUUUACUUUGAUAUCACGUCUUGUAAAACAUCAGAAAAUUCACAAAGACCAUAAGCCAUAUUUAUGUGCACAAUGUGGGAAAUGCUUUACUUGGAAAUCAAAACUUGUUGAACAUGAAAGAGCACACACAGGGGAGAAGCCAUUUUCAUGCUCAGAAUGUGGGAAAUGUUUUACUCAGAAAGCACAUCUUGUUGAACACCAGAAAAUUCAUAUAGGGGAGAAGCCAUUUUCAUGUUCAGAAUGUGGGAAAUGUUAUAUCUUGAAAACAGAUCUCGUGAGACAUCUGAGAAUUCACACAGGGGAGAAGCCAUUCUCAUGCCCAGAAUGUGGGAAAUGUUUUACCUGGAAGUCAGAUGUUGUGAGACAUCAGGUAAUUCACACAGGAGUGAAGCCAUUUCUAUGCCCAGAAUGUGGGAAAUCUUUUAUUCAAAAGUCAGAUCUUGUUAAACAUCAGAGAACUCACACAGGGGAGAAGCCAUUUUCAUGUCCAGAAUGUGGGAAAUGUUUUAAUAAAAAAUCUAAACUUGUCGAACAUCAAAAAAUCCACAAAGGGGAGAAACUGUUUUCAUGCCCCGAAUGUGACAAAUGUUUCACUCUGAGAUCUUACCUCGUUGGGCAUCAAAGAAUUCACACGGGGGAGAAGCCAUUUUCAUGUUCCAUAUGUGGAAAGUCAUUUAACCAAAAGUCAACUUUAACAGUGCAUCAAAGAACUCACACAAGAAAAAUAUGUCCGUGACCAGAGAAAUUUAAAACUACAAAUCAUCAGAUUGGAAUUUUAUUUAUUUUUUGAUUUUUUUGACUUUUUGGCAGUAUUUUUUAUUUAUUUAAGCGGUACUGUGCAUUUAAUAGGAAAUACCAGAUCUUGUCUUUUUGUAUCGGUGAUGAUAAAGAGAUGAGCUCCAGAAUGGACGAGUAGAUUACUGCUGGUUCGCAUCGAUUGCCUACAAACAUGUCUUGUUCAGUAUUAUUGAUUCUUUUUUAGACCCUCUUUGCGUAGGAAACUUCUGCUGUUCACUUAUAUUGAAAAUUGGUAAAUGAAGAAUUAUUCUUUUA
Hyla sarda is the source of this 1751-nucleotide messenger RNA. Its product is annotated as zinc finger protein 501-like. The record is from RefSeq and is a predicted model, not a curated record. The transcript has 5 exons. Lineage: Eukaryota; Metazoa; Chordata; Amphibia; Anura; Hylidae. Gene Ontology annotation, cellular component: nucleus. The coding region runs from base 40 to 1434 and encodes 464 amino acids. Gene Ontology annotation, biological process: regulation of DNA-templated transcription.